Molecule: messenger RNA, 2685 nt
Organism: Leptosia nina
Lineage: Eukaryota; Metazoa; Arthropoda; Insecta; Lepidoptera; Pieridae
Source: the annotation of a GenBank genome assembly
AUGUUAUUCAAGGGCAAUAGCAGCCGGCUCGAGCAUUUGAUUGAGAAGAUACAGGCGAACAAGGAGAACCACGACGUCUCGGACGAUAUUAAGGAAGCGCUGGGUAGCGUGGGCAGCACGGCGGGUAGCUCUUGGCCGUCGUCUACGCCAGAGCCAUCACCGUCUCCCGCCUCCACGCCGACUUCAGCAGACGCAGCUGACCCCGAAGCGGAUGGUGAACCGCCUUUCACUCUCGGUGCCACAGAACACACUCCAUACCAGUGUCAGUUCUGCGACAAGGCGUUUCCAAGGCUGUCCUACCUAAAGAAACAUGAGCAGACACACUCGGAUCAAAUGCCGUUCCGGUGUGAAUUCUGCUCCAGACUAUUCAAACAUAAGAGAUCCCGCGAUCGUCACGUCAAAUUGCAUACAGGAGAUAGGAAAUACCGAUGUGCGCACUGCGAGUCUGCGUUCUCUCGAAGUGAUCACCUGAAAAUUCAUAUGAAAACGCAUGACAAUCAAAAACCGUUCCAAUGCACCGUAUGCAACCGGGGCUACAAUACAGCGGCGGCUCUGACGUCUCAUAUGCAGGGGCACAAAAGGGACAGAGAUGGCAGAGAGGUGGACCGCAGAAGAGCGUUGCGUUGCGUCCACUGCGGAGAGACAUUUCGAAGACCAGAUAUGCUUCAGACACACAUGGCAACAGCCCAUGCUAACAUGACACCUCCACGCCGCGUCGCCUCUCAACCGCCACCCACACUCCUCGCCUGCAUUUAUUGCACCCGGGAUACAUUCACGAGCAUGGAACAGUUGCAAUUGCACGUGCGAGCAUCCCACUCGGCGCUAUUAAACGGGGAAGGCCCAACAGUGGAACAACCAGUCCCAACCGACCUCAGCCGUCGCGGUUCAGAAGGCACACCACCAGCGAAGAGACCGAGAUCCAGUUCUGGAACUGUGACUCCUCAAACAGUUCUCUCGCCCAGUACGCUGUUGUGUAAUCAAUGUGAUGCCGCCUUACCCGACUUCGAAGCAUUCCGAGCGCAUUUGAAGGGCCACCUGGAUGAAGGGUCUGACUUGACUCAAACGGGACCAGCGCCGUGUCUCCAUUGCGGUGCCACCUUCUCUGAUCCUGUUGCAUCUGAGCGCCAUCUAGCGGCUCAUUAUUUGGCGGUGUCUUGCGAGUAUACCUGUCAUAGUUGCGCCCGAAGUUUCCCGGCUCCAGACGAUUUGCAGAAGCAUCUCUUCGAGCAGCACGCUCAUAGUUUAUAUCGGUGCACACUUUGUAAGGAGAUAUUCGAAUCGAAAGUGGCUAUACAGGUGCAUUUUGCUGUGGCACACAGCGUUGAGAAUAAAAUCUGGGUGUGUCGAUCCUGUGGUUCGAAUGGAGGUGCAUUGCGAUCAGAGGCGGAAUGCACGGCUCAUGUGAGGAACCGUCACGCAGCUGCCAGAUGCGCGUGCGGCGCGGUUCUAGCUGGUGCCAGGGCGUUAAGAGAACACGCAGCAGCACACCAUACAUAUAGAUGCCCCGUGCCUACUUGCACCGAUACCUUUGCAGUUCAAUACCUAUUAGAACGACACAUGCAAGUUCAUCACACUAUUCCUCAAGACAUCAACGGUGACAUAUCAAGGACGAAGCGGUCCGAAAACAAUAACGCGGUAGAGGAACCAUGCACUCCAUGUAUUACUGGUGAGAAUCAAGGUGAAGAGCGACGACGGAAAAAUGGCGCUGUUGCUCUGCAAUGCGCAUAUUGUGGGGAGAGGACUCGCAGUCGAGCCGAGCUGGAGGCACAUACGCGAGCACACUCAGGAACUACAGCUGCGAGGCACAAGUGUCUCAUUUGUGAUGAAGUCCUUCCUUCAGCAGCGGUGCUCGCCGAACAUAAAUUGACGCAUUGCAAGGUGGUCGCUGGCGAUACGUGUGCCAGAUGUCGCUCGAGACUACCAUCCGAAGACGCAUUCUUGACUCACAUGGCCCGACAUCAUCCAACCCUCCCAGCUCCUUGUAUCAUAUGCAGACAGACGUUAGCGUCAGAAGCCGAGGCCCGCCUUCACGCAAGAUUCCACCUAAGACCUAAUGAAGACGAGCAGCGAUGCGCCAUUUGCUUAAAAACUUUAUCGGAAAGUGAAGCUGGGGAAGGUGUUCGGGCCUGUUCGUCUUGUUACGCGAGACACGCGACACCAAGGCCCCCGCCACCAACUGAUAAUGACUGUAGACUCUGCAGACGGGCUCUCGAGUCUCCUACUCGUCUCCAAACCCACCUCAUAGAGCAUACAUUUGCCGGGAUAGGAUCAUUUAGUUGCUACUUAUGCUCGGCCGUUUUUACAAGUGCAGCUGGCCUACAGAGACACCUCCCCGAACACCCCGCUGCUACUAGACCCUACGAUUGUGGUAGAUGUGGUUUAAAGUUCUUCUUCCGAGCCGAGCUGGAUAACCACGCUCUUAUACACCUUGAAGAAGCAGAGUUAGCCCAAAGAGCUUUCUACGAAGCGUACGCUCGAGGAGCUGCGUCUGCUUGGGUCGCUUUACAAUCUGAGACUUCUCCUAAAACUGCAUCAACACCAUUAGCAGAAGUACAAGUGAAACAAGAGAGUGAAAUUAAGGAAGAGAAGAAUGAUGAAUACAUUGAAGUAUCUUCGCCACCGCCUGUUGAAAAAACUGCUUCUGAUUUGGCAGUUAUUAAACAAGAAAAACCCGAAGAGGAGUGA